AUGAAGACUAACAAGGAAACAAUAAAGAAAAAUCUGGUCAGGGAGUUGGCCAUAAAGAUGAAAAACAAACAGUCCAAAACUGAUAAAGGUUCUCCAUCUGCAGAACCAUCCCUUCCAACUGAAAGUGCUUCACUCACUUCAAAGCUGCAACCCCCAACUCAAACCAAGUCCCCGACUCCAUCUCUUUCACCUGGAAGUAGGCGAUCAUCACAAAGGAACAAGAAGUUAGAACCAAGUGCUGCUGUUUCUUCUCUAACUAAAUGUACAACAACUCCAAAGCGUCGUCUACAACCUGAAAGUGCUGAAAUGUCAUCACCAACUACAAGAGACAGGCUACUAGGAAGAAGAAUGUGCAAUCUGAAAGUGCUCAACAUUCACAGACCACAACUACAAAGUCCCAAUCAAAAAGCUCUGAAGGAGAUACUGAAAAAUCUGGAGUGGGGCGAAAGAAUGGAUCCACACGACACUCUCGCAGAUUUUCAAGAUGAAGAAGAAGAGGAAGAGGAGGAGGAAGCUGUGGAAGAGGAUAACUCUGAUCAUGUGGAGCCUGAUGUGGAAGAAGAGAACGAUAAUGAUUCUGCUGAUCCGAAAAGAACAAUUUCCUUCAACUCUAAUGAACAACCGAUUGGUGAUCCAUCUGUGCAACUUGCCAGUGUGCUAGGGGUGCUUGUUCGGAAACUUCCAUUAACGUACAAGGAUUGGAGACUUGUCCCUUAUGAAGCCAAAGAAAACAUAUGGAAGAUAGUCUCGGUUCGCAAUUGA
Molecule: messenger RNA, 762 nt
Organism: Papaver somniferum (opium poppy)
Lineage: Eukaryota; Viridiplantae; Streptophyta; Magnoliopsida; Ranunculales; Papaveraceae
Product: bromodomain-containing protein DDB_G0278469-like
Exons: 4
Coding region: 1-762 (253 amino acids)
Source: RefSeq, a predicted model, not a curated record